AUGGCGCGGGUGCGAGGGCAAGCGCGGAGAACGGCGGCGCGCGGGGAGCGAGGCUGGCGGGCGAUGGCCACACGACCUCUAGCUGCUACCGGAGGGGAGGAGAUAUUGCGGCACGGGAAGAAAGCUUCUGGAGUGCGCAGAAUGGGAUUGGGGAUUGCUGUGAUUGAGGGCUUUCCUUUUCUGUUGGAUGACACGGGAGCGAGCGACAGGCCGAGCUGGCCAAGAUCCUCCACGCCAGGGGCUUCCGCGUCACCUUCGUCAACACCGAGUACAACCACCGCCGUCGCGGGCCUCACGGCGUUCCGCUUCGCCACCAUCCCUGACGGCCUACCGGAGUCCGACGCCGACGCCACGCAGGACCCGGCGACCAUCAGCUACGCCACCAAGCACAACUGCCCGCCUCACCUGCGAAGCCUGCUCGCCGGGCUGGACGGCGUGACGUGCGUCGUGGCGGACAACCUGAUGAGCUUCAGCGUGGACGCCGCCAGGGAGAUGGGCGUGCCGUGCGCGCUCUUCGAGACGGCCAGCGCCUGCGGCUACAUGGGCUACCGCAACUUCCGCCUCCUCAUCGACAGGGGCAUCAUCCCCUUCAAAGACGAAGAGCAGCUGACGAACGGGUUCAUGGACACGCCGGUGGACUGGGCGCCCGGCAUGAGCAAGCACAUGCGGCUCAAGGACUUCCCGACCUUCCUCCGCACCACGGACCCCAACGACGUGCUGAUGAACUUCCAGCUACAGGAGGUGGAACGCUCGGAGUACGCGUCCGCCGUCGUCAUCAACACCUUCGACGAGUUGGAGCAGCCGGCGCUCGACGCCAUGCGCGCCAUCAUCCCGGCCGUAUACACCAUCGGCCCGCUGGCUUCCGUCACGGAGCAGGUCGUCGUCCGCAGGGGCCCGGGCCCCCUCGACGCAGUGAGCUGCAGCCUGUGGCGGGAGGACCAGUCCUGCCUCGCGUGGCUGGACGCCAGGAAGCCCCGCCCGCGGUCGGUGGUGUACGUGAACUUCGGGAGCAUUACGGUCAUGAGCGGGCAGGAGCUGGCGGAGUUCGCGUCGGCGCUGGCGAGCAGCGGCCACGAUUUCCUGUGGAUCGUCCGGCCGGACGUCGUUAAGGGCGACACCUCCUCGGCGGCGGCGCUGCCCCCGGGGUUCCUGGAGGCGACCAAGGGCAGGGGCCUCCUGGCGAGUUGGUGCGACCAGGAGGCCGUGCUGCGGCACGAGGCGCCAUUCUUCGCGGAGCAGCAGACCAACUGCCGGUACAAGUGCGUCGAGUGGGGCGUGGCGAUGGAGGUCGGCGACGACGUGCGGCGGGAGGCCGUGGAGGCGAGGAUACGGGAGGCGAUGGGUGGGGACAAGGGCAAGGAGAUGGCGCGCAGGGCGGCAGAGUGGAAAGAGGCCGCCGCGGGGUCGGCGGCGAGGUCGCUCGCGAACCUCGACAGGCUCAUCAACGAUGUGCUGCUCUCUCCGGCACGAUUGGCGGCUUACUCAAAAUGGCUUCAAUGA
This is a messenger RNA of Miscanthus lutarioriparius, 1500 nucleotides long. The record is from the annotation of a GenBank genome assembly. NCBI's taxonomy places the organism in Eukaryota, Viridiplantae, Streptophyta, Magnoliopsida, Poales, Poaceae.